ACCGUUCCGCGCUCCGCUCCGCCGGACACGGCACGGCUCCGCCCCGCACGGGAAGCGAACAAGGAUUGUUCUGGCUGCCCUUUGGAGCUGGGAGUGCUCCUUUCCCGCCGCCAUUGCUUCUUCGUCCUGAGCGUCCUUCCCGAGCGGGGUUGCGGCUCCCGCCGGAGGUGCCUGUGGCCGGCUUUUAGGGAGCGAUGACGACGGUGCGGAGAGAGGCGUUCGGGCGGAUGCCCCCGGAGAAGGGAGGCGAAGAGGUGGAGAAGUUCGUCCUACAGUCGGACAGCGUGAGAGUGGAGAUCCUGUCUUUUGGGUGCAUCAUCACCACUCUGGAGACAAAAGACAGGGAUGGGAAGUUUUCAGAUAUUGUCCUAGGAUUUGACACUUUAGAAGGUUACACAGGGAAGCACCCGUUCUUUGGUACUGUCGUGGGCCGCGUUGCCAACAGGAUUGCAAACGGGAAGUUCAGUGUGGACGGGAAGGAGUAUCAGCUGUUCAUCAACAACGGGCCCAACAGCCUGCAUGGGGGAGCCAAGGGAUUUGACAAGGUUCUCUGGAGCGCCGAGGUGCUCCCAAAUGGCGUCCGCUUCUUCCGGCUCAGCCCCGACGGUGAGGAAGGCUACCCUGGUGACCUGAAAGUCUGGGUCACUUACACCCUUAGUGGCAGGGAGCUGGCCAUCAAGUACCAGGCCCAGACCAGCAAGACAACCCCCAUCAGCCUGACAAACCACUCCUACUUCAACCUGGCAGGGCAGGGCUCCCGGGAUAUCUAUGACCACCAGAUCUCCAUUGAAGCAGAUUCCUACCUGCCUGUGGAUGACACCCAGAUCCCUACUGGGGAGGUGGCCGCUGUGCAGGGCACUGGAUUUGAUCUCCGGCAGCCUGUGGAGCUGGGCAAGCACUUGCAGAAGUUUCACCUGGAUGGCUUUGACCACAAUUUCUGCCUGCAUCAGGGGCAGGAUCGACGCCUUGUGGCCAGGGUUUUCCACCCGCCCACCGGCAGGACCAUGGAGGUUCACACCACCCAGCCUGGUAUCCAGUUUUACACUGGGAACUUCCUGGAUGGCUCCCUGAAGGGCAAAGGUGCUGCCACAUACCCCAAGCACUCGGCUUUCUGCCUGGAAACCCAGAACUGGCCCGAUGCUGUUAACAAGCCUCACUUCCCCAAUGCCCUACUCCAUCCGGGUGAGGAAUACAACCACACCACGUGGCUCGUGUUCAACACUGCUUGAGGAGAAGGGCUGCUGACUCCCAGCACUAAGAGGGGAACCCGACCGGGACCGGCGGGGAGACACGGACCUAGACCUACGAGGAGACACGGACCUGGACCUACGAUAGGAAGCUGACCUGGACCUGCAGAGAAAGCAAUUCCAAGAGUCGUUCAAGUGUAGCUUUUUCUAGGCAAAAGAAGGAAACAGGAGUAAAAGACAAACUCAAACACACCUCCUACCACGGCUGCGGCUGCGUGACCGGGAAUACCUUCUCCCUCGGGACCUCGAGCGGGAUCUAGACCGGGACCUGGGUUUAGGUUAGAAAAAACAGGUAUCAGCAGACAGCUGCAGCAACCCGCACGUGUGAGGCCCUGCUGAAGUCAAAACUUUUUUCAGACAACUAAAGAACUAGCAUCUGUCAGUUGGAAAAAUGUCUGGGCCUACUUGUCUUGAGCAUUUUUACUACCUAGAAAAAUGUUAAAAGCUGAAUUACAUUGCAGAAUUACAUUAGAAUAGAAAACACUGUAAUGCGUAUUUAAAAUAAACCUUGCAAGUUUGCAGGUCGACCCUCUUUGGCCCAAGGUCUAGCAGAUCUAGACGAUCUAGAAGUAUCUAUAGGCGAGCGCUGCAUCUAGGUAGGUGUUCUCUUCAAUCUAACGACGAUCAAACUGACAGCCCAAUGAGCCAGGGUGAGGCUUGAUUGACGCAAGAAGAUUUUUCUAGGUGGGAAUGUGGUCAAUCUGGUGUUCCUCUUUCUAAACCGGAGGGGGGCCCCAAUUGAAAGCCAAAUUUACUGUUACGGCGGUCACCGUCUCAAAUUUUCUGCCCUUAAAGAAUAAGGUGAAGCUACGUGUAGAUGGCUCGAGGGGAUCUGGCCUCUUAUGCUGAUCACCUCAAGGUCUAGGAGGAUCUUAAGUGUCGGAUUUGCAAGGCGCCUCAGCAUGAAAUCUUAAGGCUCGUGACAUUCUGAAUCAAGGCGACUGACUCAAACGAAGAAACCUGAAAGGUUUUGACCAGGUUGAUUAUUAAAAUAGUAACAUUUGAUAGA
Molecule: messenger RNA, 2256 nt
Organism: Agelaius phoeniceus (red-winged blackbird)
Lineage: Eukaryota; Metazoa; Chordata; Aves; Passeriformes; Icteridae
Gene: GALM
Product: galactose mutarotase
Biological process (GO): glucose metabolic process; beta-D-galactose catabolic process via UDP-galactose, Leloir pathway
Molecular function (GO): carbohydrate binding; aldose 1-epimerase activity
Source: RefSeq, a predicted model, not a curated record